This is a messenger RNA of Cariama cristata (Red-legged seriema), 2125 nucleotides long. It is a transcript of the gene DEF6, whose product is annotated as differentially expressed in FDCP 6 homolog (mouse). The coding region runs from base 46 to 1974 and encodes 642 amino acids. The transcript has 12 exons. Gene Ontology annotation, cellular component: cytoplasm; nucleus. The record is from RefSeq and is a predicted model, not a curated record. NCBI's taxonomy places the organism in Eukaryota, Metazoa, Chordata, Aves, Cariamiformes, Cariamidae.
UCCUCGGCCUCGACAGAGCCGCCUCUGCCAUCGCUGCUUGUAGCCAUGGACCUGCGAGCGGAGCUGCUGAAAUCCAUCUGGUACGCCUUCACUGCCCUGGACGUGGAGAAGAGCGGCAAGGUCUCCAAAUCUCAGCUCAAAGUGCUGUCUCACAACCUGUCCACGGUGCUGUGCAUCCCCCAUGAUCCCGUGGCGCUGGAAGAGCAUUUCCGCGAUGAUGAUGAUGGGCCGGUGUCCAGCCAGGGUUACAUGCCGUACCUCAACAAGUACAUCCUGGAUAAGGUGGAGGAAGGUGCUUUUGUCAAAGAAAACUUUGAUGAGCUCUGCUGGACCCUGACGGCGAAGAAGAAUUACAAGCCCGACCGGAACGGGAAUAGUGUUAUAUCCCACCAAGAUGCCUUCAAGCUCUGGUGUCUCUUCAACUUUCUGUCUGAAGACAAAUACCCUCUCGUCAUGGUGCCAGACGAGGUGGAAUACCUGCUGAAGAAGAUCUGCACGGCCAUGAACGUGGAGCUGAACUCCUGCGAGCUGGAUGAUUACCUCUCCCAGGAGCCGCAGGGGCAGGGGGGGCUGACGGUCUGGCAGUUCCUGGACUUGGUGAACUCGGGGCGGUUCCUGCGAGGCAUCGAGCAGGAGGCCGUCAGCAUGGCCGUGGAGGAGGUGUACCAGGAGGUCAUCGAGGAUGUGCUCAAACAGGGCUACCUCUGGAAGAAGGGCCAGCUGAGGAGGAACUGGUCAGAGCGGUGGUUCAUGCUGAAGCCCAGUGUCCUGUCUUACUACAUGAGCGAGGAACGGAAGGAGAAGAAGGGUAGCAUCGCGUUGGACAAGCACUGCUGCGUGGAGAUGCUGCCCGACCGGGAUGGGAAGAGGUGCAUGUUCUGCGUGAAGACCUCCUCCCGCACCUACGAGAUGAGUGCCUCCGACACCCGGCAGCGCCAGGAGUGGACACUAGCCAUCCAGACGGCCAUCCGGCUGCAGGCUGAGGGCAAGAAGUCCCUGCACAAAGACCUGAAGCAGAAGCGACGGGAGCAGCGGGAGCAACGGGAGCAGCGCAAGGCAGCCAAGGAGGAGGAGACGCAGCGGCUCAGGCAGCUCCAGGCGGAGGAGGAGCGGAACCCACGGGGUUUGGAGGAGUUUGGUCCCGCUCCUGCAAUAAUACUGCUGCCACCCAUCACCUCCGGGCUCCUGGGGGCUGUGUGUGACCCGGGGACGAGGGAUGGAGGGGUCAGCACGGCCAUGCGUGAGAUACCCGAGGAGCAGGAGAUGAGGACAACCUGUCCCGGGGUGCAUGAAGCUGGGGAGCAGGCUCGUGCCUCCAUGCAGGCAGAGAUGGUUCUGAAGGAGGCAGAGGCAGAGCGUCAGCGUAAGCGCAUCCUGGAGCUGGAGGACAUGCAGGAGCGUCUCCAGGAGGCCCUGCAGCAGGAGGUGAAAGCUCGGCAGGACGAGGAGUCUGUGAGAUACGCACAGGCCAGGCUGCUGGCUGAGGAAGAGGAGAAAUUGAAGCAGCUGAUGAAGCUGAAGGAGGAGCAAGAGGAAUAUAUUAUCAAAACUCAGCGGGAGAAGCAAGUCCUCAAGCAGGAGAUGGAGAACAAGAACAAGUGUCUGGAAGAGGCGCAGAAGCAGCUGGAAGAAGUGAGAGUGAACAGGCAGCGGGUGGACCAAGACGUCAUGGCGGCCCAGCGGAAGCUGCGACAGGCCAGCACCAACGUCAAGCACUGGAACGUCCAGAUGAACCGACUGAUGCACCCCAUCGGGCCGGGAGACAAGCGUACGAAUGUGAGUGGAGGAGGUUUUGCUGGCUACCAAACCCUCCUCUCCCGGAGAGAUUCCUCCCUCAAACUCAAGCAGAAAGUGGAGGAUAAAGGUAGCGACACCACAAGGGACAACAGCAAGGAAAACUUGAGCAACGGAGGGAACAGCGGCGUGCCGCCGUCUCCGGAUGCGGACACCAUUGCCACAGAGCCCACCAACUAGCCUAGCGGGAUGGCAGAGCCCAGCGGGGAACUGUGGGGUCCAGCAGGUCCCUCUGAGCGGACACAGUCAAUACAGCCAUCUCUGGAUGGAGACACGUGGGGACCAGCACAGAGCCUAUAGGUGACUACGUAUAAGGCAGAGAAGCUCCCAU